Molecule: messenger RNA, 816 nt
Organism: Coprinopsis cinerea okayama7#130
Lineage: Eukaryota; Fungi; Basidiomycota; Agaricomycetes; Agaricales; Psathyrellaceae
Exons: 2
Coding region: 1-816 (271 amino acids)
Source: RefSeq, a predicted model, not a curated record
AUGUGUGCCGUCGUUGGAUCCAACGCUCUGGUGAGUCUCUUCGAGAACUACGAUCGCGACUGCCGUACCGAUGACGGUCACUCAGCACACCCUCCGUUGCCUCAGUUUCACAGCCAAAAGCUGGAAGCAUAUGGCGCCCUGCGCAUGCGUAAACCGAAGGCCUUGACGAUUCCUUCAACUUCUUCUACGACUUUCCUGGACCAAACCUACCGAGGAAGGUCUCCCUGUGGACAUUAUCAUCGAGGAAAUGUGCUUAAAACGACUCUUCGCAUGUCCCUACCUGCACCAAAGGCCUCUCGGGCAGCCUCAGCACCGACCGCGCACCGGCCAUCUCCCAUUCGAUCCAGGUUCGAUGGAAUCAAACGUACCUUUAGCUUAAGCUUAGAGAAGCAGGACACCCCCACGUCGAAAUCCCGCUUGAAACCUCUGUUCCUCGCGAGCAAUAUGGACGUAGGUCGAACCCAGAACACUGGAAUUCCGCGGUUCGAGUUCCCAAACGUUCAGUUCGUUCGUCGUCUGUCUCUCGGGAACUGGCUUCCUUCGUCCAGAAUUCGCGAGGUCUCUCAAACGAUUAUCCCCGCAUCUCAACCCGCACGUCUCAGGCCACUUGCGCUGGCCUCUAAAUCCUCCACUGGGGUCAUUGGAGAAUCUCCCCCGUCAGAGCGCCCCAAUCUGCUUGCUUGGAUUUUGGACUGCAUUCAGAGAGAUAUCAGGCCGCAAUGGAACCAACCAGAAGUCGACCAGCAGAUGCUCCUACACAAUGGACAAGCUCGGUGUCUAGUCGUCAGAUCGAAACGACGCUCGGCGCUGUUCUAA